AUGAGCAGCGAGUCAGAGGACGGUACUGUGAAUGCAGAGGAAACCAAAUUUCCUCUGCGCAAAACACACCCACACCCUCUGCCACCAGUACCGGAGGGCAUGUCAAAAUCACAGUGGAAGAAAGUAUGGAAGAAGAAAAGGUGGGAGGAUUCUAAGGAGCAGUACGCUCUAGUGAGACGUGAGAAGCGAAACCGCGCAAAAUUGGCUCGAAGGGCUAAAAUUCAGGAGUACAAAGACCGUGGUGAGGAGAUUCCAGAAGAGCUCCGUCGUCCGCCCCGCAAAAAUAUGAACCAAACGGAUUCAGGCAUACAAAUAAUAAUCGAUUGUGCAUUUGAUGAUCUUAUGAAUGAUAAGGAAAUCACAAGUCUCAGCAAUCAAAUUACGCGAGCCUACAGCUUCAACAGACGUGAAGAUCAUUAUGCCCGCGUAAGAGUCACCAGCUUCGAUAAACGGCUGAAAGAACGAUUCGAGAGAGAUCUGGAAGACUCCCGUUAUAGCGAGUGGAAAAACUUUGAAUUCACAAAGGAUCCCCAGCUUCCGUUGCAAAAUGCCGUGUACCUCACUGCUGACACCGACGAAGUUCUGGAACGUUUAGAGCCAGGAACUACGUAUAUCGUUGGUGGAAUAGUCGACAAGAAUAGACAUAAACUGCUUUGCUACAACAAAGCGCGUGAGCUGGGAAUCCCUACACGGAAGCUGCCGUUAGCUCAAUAUAUUAACUUGACCGGACGAGAAGUGCUGACCUCUACCCAUGUAGUUCAGCUCAUGCUAAGGUAUUUCAAGAACCACGACUGGAAGGAGGCAUUUGAGGCUGUGUUGCCCCCGCGAAAGCUCGAGGACUCAUCGCGAAGCACUCCGGACGCCGUCGAAACCUUUCAAAAUCCCGAGGAUGCAGAAUCGGCAUCCGCAAUCGAGGCUGUUUCACCCGCGACCGAUGACUAG
Messenger RNA from Lachancea dasiensis, 942 nucleotides. Lineage: Eukaryota; Fungi; Ascomycota; Saccharomycetes; Saccharomycetales; Saccharomycetaceae. The record is from the annotation of a GenBank genome assembly.